CAGGUGGGGAAAAAGGGUAAGGAAAGAGGAGGGCUGCGUUCCAAACUGUGACCCUCCGCACUACAAUGUGUACACUACCUGCCGUUUUAGGCGCCCUGUUCUGUUUAGUGAGUGGUAUGCGGUUUGGGACGUGGCCUCCGACAGUCCUAUACCUUUUAGUGCGAAUUUAAGCGCGUGAGUGAUAAAGUUUCCCAAAUAUGGAGAAAAAAAGAUUUUAUAAAUAAAGUCAGGUUAACAGGUAUAUAUUUUGUUCAGGUUCAGAAAAAUGGCGUCUAAAUUUUCUAGAAAGUCCAGUAGUCACUCUGAGGAGGACAUGAAUAAAGUGAGGGAGGAAAACGCUUAUCUGAGAAAGACACUGGAGGAAGUUUGUCGCCAGAAGGAGGCGCCAUCCGACUCCCAGAACAACCACUGCUUUCUGGAGAGAAUCCUUGCCCUGGAGACACUGAGGGAGAAAAACUCACAGCAGAUCCUGGCCAAAGAUCAGGAAAUCGCCUCCCUUCGGCAGCUGCUUCGGUCAGACAGUGCUGAGGUUGUGACCAGCCUUCAUGCACAACUCAACCAGCAGAGAGCAGAAGCUCAAAUGAGAGAGAGACUCUUUCAGGCCCUCAAACAGGAGACAGAGGAGUUGAAGAACAAACUGGCAGCUGUCUCAGCUAAAUGCCAGGUCCUAGAAAACACAGGCAAGAGUGGCACUGCAGAUGGCCAUGCUGCCACCGGAAACUCCACAUUGAUGGAGGAACAGCUGAAAGACGCCUUAGAGAAGAACCAGCAGUGGCUCGUGUAUGACCAGCAGAGAGAGACUUAUGUGAAGGCGGUGCUGGCAGAAACCUACCAGCUGGAGCAGGAGCUACGUCAGGCCCACAAAGCCCUACAGCAGAAAGAGAAAGAAGAAGAACGAGAUGUGGAGAUACAGCAAUGCUAUGAGAAGCUUGUAGGCGAGCUCGAGAGAGAGCAACAGAAGGGGCAGCAGCUGCUGACCGAACACCAACAGCUCAGGAAAGAACUGGAGGAAGAGAGGCUGAAGUCAGCAGAGCUUCAACAGCAGGUGAACAUUCUCCAGAAAUCCCUGCUGAAUCAGCAUGAGGACCAGAGUCGGAUGACAGUUUUGGAGCAACAGAUUCAAGUGUCUGCCAGGGACCUUGAAGACGAGAAGCGUGAUAAUCAGCAUCUCCAAUGGCAACUUCACAGAGUUCUGAAGGAGCUGCGAAAGGCCAAGGACAAAGUGGCAAUAUUAGAAUCUGAGAUCAAGCAGCGUUCCAAAAGGAGACUUCACACGACCACUUCACAAAGACAAGCACAGGCAAGAGCAGUGUCUAAACAGGACUACAAACUUUUCCGUACACUCUUUAUUCUCAUGAUAUCCUUCUUCAUCAUGUGGAGCCCCAUCUUUAUCUUCACCUUUCUCAUUCUUAUGAACAACUUCCAAGUCCAUCUUCCCAUAACCUCCUCCAUGUUUGUCUGGGUGCUGACCUUCACCAUGGCAAACUCAGCCCUGAACCCCGUCCUCUACAGCCUUUGCCAGCUGAGGCAUAAAUGGCAAAGGCUUUGCUGUGGCACGGUAAUUACGCCAGGUCAAAGAGCUGUUACUCAGUAGGGAAUUAAAAGUACUUAUCUAAUUCCUGACUUUUUUUUUUUAAUCUAGUCUUUUUUUGCCUAGUACUGAUUGUAUUAUAUGUUUAUACAAUGUCAUUUUUUUUGUUAUUCCAGUUAUUCUUAGGGUAUUUUGGUUAAAUAAAUCUCAGUGACGUAAUUCUUUUUCUAAUUAUCUACACAUCAUAAGCUAUAAUAACAGCAACAAGAACCAUAAUGCAAGAACAAUGCACCUGACCAAACCAUAAAAAAUGUUUACAUAGCUACAGUUUGUAAACAGUUCACGUUAUUAUAUGUAUAUUGGUAAUACAGUUUUCCUUCCUUAUCAGUGUAGUCAGUACACUGUAUGCUGUCAAGUUGUUAGCAAUAAAACAAAACAAUAAGCUUAGGUAAAUGUUGGUAGCAUGCUGUAAUUGGGAAUUUAGUGAGUGCUACCUUAUAGUCUUAUCAAAAACAUUGUAAAGAUUGUUCAGAUGUAGUGCACCAUAAACAGUGAUUACAAGGUUUGCCUUGUGUGUCACAUGAUAUUAUAGAAAAAAUAAAUGUUGUAAUAGAUGGUAUUCGAUGAGCAUCUCACAAGAAACCUUUUAGUUUUCACCAGUGUUAGUGUUCACCAGUUAAAAAAAGAAUCGUGUACACUGAGCAGUACUGUUUCUUCUCAGUGAUUAAUACAAAUAGGUAUAAUAGACCUCACUGGCUCUGAAUGAUUUGCCAAGAUUAAAAUGAAAAGUAUGGAUUCUCGGGUUUAGAAUAUCUCAAAGAUGUUUCUGGCCCUGAUAUUGCAUCCAUUAAUCUACUUGCUUGUAAUUUCCUUAUUCAGUAAGUUACCUCAUUAGCUUUUCCUGUAAUAGGAAAUAGCAGUUCAGUUUUAAUUUAGUUUAGAGAUUGAGUCAUGUGCUCUGCAAAGUCAUCAACAGUCUAGAAGAGCAUCAUGUACACUAUGUGGCCAAAGGUUUGUGGACACCUGACCAUCACACCCAUAUGCGGUUCUUCCCUAAACUGCUGCCACAAAGUUGGAAACACACAAUUGUAUGUUGUAGCAUUACAGUUUCCCUUCACUGGAACUAAGGGGCUCAUACAUGUUUCAGCAUGACAGCUCCUGUGCACAAAGAAGUGGUUUGCCAAGGCUUGUGCAGAAGGACAUGAGUGGCCCGGACAGAGCCCUGACCUCAACCCCACUGAUCACUUUUGGGAUCAACUGGGAUGCCGACUGUGAACCAGGCCUCUCCGCCCGACAUCAGUGCCUGACUUCACUAAUGCUCUCGUGGCUGAAUGAGCACAAAUCCCCACAGCCACGCUCCAAACUCUAGUGGAAAGCCUUCCCAGAAGAGUGGAGGAUCAUAACAGCAAAAGUGGACUAAACCUGGAAUGAGAUUUAGUACUUCAAAAAGCACACAUGGGUGUGAUAAUCCAGAGUUGUACGCAAACGUUUGUCAAUAUAGUGUAUAUAUUGACAAGCAGAGAGAAGUUUAGCUACCCUCAAAUCACUAAGAAGCCAAUGCAAGUUCUCUACUGAUGAAAAAUCUUGUUAUUUUAGAUAAAAUUCCAUAAACGGUCUCUAAAAAGGAAUGGUAUAUCUUGAGCGGAGUUGUUUGUGUUUUUGUAAGAUUGAUGAUUUGUCUAAUUACUAAACUAUUAAUAAAAUUUCAGACUACAAGAUCAUGAUCAUUG
This is a messenger RNA of Pangasianodon hypophthalmus (striped catfish), 3261 nucleotides long. Its product is annotated as centrosomal protein of 55 kDa. The coding region runs from base 266 to 1594 and encodes 442 amino acids. The transcript has 9 exons. Gene Ontology annotation, biological process: G protein-coupled receptor signaling pathway; mitotic cytokinesis; regulation of phosphatidylinositol 3-kinase/protein kinase B signal transduction. NCBI's taxonomy places the organism in Eukaryota, Metazoa, Chordata, Actinopteri, Siluriformes, Pangasiidae. Gene Ontology annotation, cellular component: membrane. Gene Ontology annotation, molecular function: G protein-coupled receptor activity. The record is from RefSeq and is a predicted model, not a curated record.